Molecule: messenger RNA, 901 nt
Organism: Zingiber officinale
Lineage: Eukaryota; Viridiplantae; Streptophyta; Magnoliopsida; Zingiberales; Zingiberaceae
Product: protein G1-like7
Exons: 2
Coding region: 48-608 (186 amino acids)
Biological process (GO): response to light stimulus; mRNA transcription
Cellular component (GO): nucleus
Source: RefSeq, a predicted model, not a curated record
UUUGAUGAAUUUUGAGGGGCAGGGGCAGGGGCAGGGCGGAGCGGAUCAUGGAAUCUGCGGCGGACGAGGACGGCGCGGCGUCGUCGUCCGGAGGUCAUCCGGCGGCGGCGGCGCAGCAGGCGCCGAGUCGGUACGAGUCGCAGAAGCGGCGGGACUGGAACACGUUCCUGACGUACCUGAGGAACCACACGCCGCCGCUGGUGCUGGCGCGGUGCAGCGGGGCGCACGUGAUCGAGUUCUUGCGGUACCUCGACCAGUUCGGGAAGACGAAGGUGCACGCCGCGGGCUGCGCCUUCUACGGCCAACCGAGCCCCCCGGGGCCCUGCGACUGCCCGCUCCGCCAGGCCUGGGGCUCCCUCGACGCCCUCAUCGGCCGCCUCCGCGCCGCCUACGAGGAGGCCGGCGGCAUACCGGAGACCAACCCCUUCGCCGCCCGCGCCAUCCGCAUCUUCCUCCUCGACGUCCGCGAGAGCCAGGCCAAGGCCCGCGGCAUCCCCUACGAGAGAAAGAAACGCAAGCGCCACCCGCCCGCCUCCUUCCCUGCCUCUGCUUCCGCCGCUCUCAGCUGCGGCAGCUCCGGCGAUGGUUCCGGUGCCGCCGCCCCCUGAUGAGAGACCCCUCUACUACUUCUUAGGAGAGAGGGUUGGAUACCUACAUGAUGCCUAACAUUUGCUGUAAGCUCAAGAGGAAAAGGACUCAUUCAAAUUAAAUUUGCAAGCAGAAGAAACAGAAAGAGCUACGUACGGAGUUUAUCAUCUUGUCGGACUAGAUUGGAGAUGACUAGACCUAUAUAUCGUGUGAUCGUAUACCAAAGUUGGAUGGUAGUUCGGAACAAUAGAACAUGCCAUAUUGAUUAGUAACAUGUUUAAUGUACCGUAUAGUCCGAGUCUGUUUCAUCUAA